Molecule: messenger RNA, 3432 nt
Organism: Anopheles moucheti
Lineage: Eukaryota; Metazoa; Arthropoda; Insecta; Diptera; Culicidae
Gene: asun
Product: protein asunder
Exons: 2
Coding region: 25-2172 (715 amino acids)
Biological process (GO): centrosome localization; regulation of mitotic cell cycle
Cellular component (GO): integrator complex
Source: RefSeq, a predicted model, not a curated record
UUCUGCUUAAUCCAAAUCGCCGCAAUGAAUGAAAUCAAUCACAAAACCGUGUUUGUGUUAGACCACACGCCUUACUUCGGCAUAUCAUGCGAGAGUCCGAUCGAUUGCGAUUUUAUCAAAAGCAAAGUUCCGGUGCCACCGAUCAGCAAGAGCCUGUGGACGUGUGCGGUGGAAGCUUCCGUAGAGUACUGCAGGAUUGCGUACGAUCUGUUUCCCGUGGGGAAAUUGAUACGCUUCGUAGUAAGUGAUACGGCGGCACAUAUAGUGAACACAUGGAACACGGGCACCCAAACCCUGACGCACAUACUGAACGCGAUGACGAUGGUUGGUGUACCGCCACGGCAAACGCAAGCAUCGGACUACUCGGUGAUACAUGGUUUACGAGCGGCUAUCGAGGCGCUGGCGGAACCGACCGAGUUUCAGAAGGAACAACUACUAGCCCAUGCAAAGAGUGACAAUGCGAAGCUGUUGAAUCGGGGCCGCGUAAUUUGCAUUACGUCUGCUCGGGAUGACGCCAGCAUGAAGAGCUUGGAGGACAUUUUCCGCACGGUGCUGGUACAGCAAAAUACGCUAGCCGGCCACAAGGAUUACAUCAGCAUUGACCAGUGCCAUCUCGUAAUCAUCAAUCUAUAUCCUGCCAAUAUGGAAUCAAUGGUUUCCAACCGUGCGCUGAUCGAAAUAUCGCCCAUACUGAUGUCGGAGAUACAUUCGAACAAGGCGAACAACAUAUCGAACAAGCUGACAAAUCUCAUCCUGCCACACUUUGAUCUAGCAAGCACAACGGUUACCGGGAUACCGAUGAAGGAAGAGCAAAACGCUAGCUCCAGUGCCAACUAUGAUGUGGAGAUUUUUCACGGGCGUACGGCUCACUCGGUGUUUCUCGGUACGGAGCUGGUGCUGCCGCACAGCUUAAAGGACGGUUCGGACUAUGAAACGGUCACGCUGAAAUGGUGCACGCCGCGCAGCUGUGGCUCUUCGGAAAUGCAACCCUGUCUGGCGCAGUGCCGUGUCACACCGGUUGAUGUAACCUCCCGACCAAGCUCAUGUUUAAUCAACUUCUUGCUAAGUGGCCGGUCGGUGUUACUGGAGAUGCCGAAGAAAUCGGGUGGCAAAAUUACGAGCCAUUUGCUAUCGGCUCACGGUGGAGAAAUUUUCAUUCACUCGCUCAACACCGCCCGCAGCUGUUUGGAAGAUCCGCCCUCCAUAUCGGAAGGUGGUGGUGGUCGUGUAACGGACUACCGUAUCAAAGAUUUUGGUGUACUAAUGCAGCAGCAUCGCUUAGUCCCGCUGAAACCAAUGCCCGAGCGGCAAACGGAUGAAAAUUUGCAAAAGAUGCGGACAAAGUUGUCACGAAACUCACGCUACUGGCCACUAACGCACAGUCGUACGGUGCUUUACAAUGUGCGACACUUUAUGGAACCGCUGUUGCUACUCACCCAAAAACCGGAACUGACCGAGGAUGAGAAAAUGAUGUGCCUGAAGUCGAUUUACAAUUUGUCUCAGCUGGAAGAACGGCAGGAGUCACUCGCUCUGUCCAACAUGGGCCAUCGAUUGAAGGGAAACAAAAAGGAAGAACAGUACAGACUGCUCUGGUCGGAGCUGGAAACAAUCGUCAACGGUAACGGAUCGACGCCCAACCAUAAGGCCAUCGUAAGCUGCAUUCGCGAAUGUCGACGCAUGUACCCGAAUGCGGAUGGCAGCGAUCCGUACGACAAAUCGCACGGCACGGAGAGCACCGUGACGGAUGCACACCGUGCCAGCGUAAUUCGGGCCACAACCGAUUCACCGAUGUCUCCACCACAUUCGAUGACUGGCAGCAGUGGUGGUACGGCCGGUAGUGGUAGCAGCGGUGCUGCUGGAGCUGUAACUGGCGAUUCUUCCUCCGGAACGGUCACUCUAGGUGCAGGCAAUGCAAAUGUUGCCGGAGUAGUUAGUUUGCUCGGAGGAACAUCACGGGUAGGCGUGGCAGUAAGCAGUAAGAAAAGCUUCGGUUCCGGUGGACGCUCGUUGUUUGACGCGUUGGCUAGUACGGAACGGGCGAUCAGUCAAAAGCGUAUCGAUUUCAGUGGUCGCCUUUGUACGCCAUCAGGACAGAUCGCGAAGCUGUAUUCGCAUCUAGGCUCGAAAGAUGCAGAAGGUGCUCAAGGUGCUAGACCGACGGAUGUAAAAUAAGGUUGGAAGCAUGAUAAUGAAACACAGUCCACAAGAGCUCGUUGGUAAAGGUUUCCAUGGGCGAACGCGAAAUGUACCAUUGCAAUUGCAAAGCUUAGCAUAAUGCUACAUGGAUCCUAAUUUUAUUGAUGGACUGGAAAAACAUACACACAUGCACUGCUCUCGUUACGCCUUACCUCAAGGAUGCUAUGAUAGGUAAGGAAUGCUGAUCUACUGCAUCUUCUGUUUGAUUUGAAACCCCCUGCACUCCUGGAUUCACCGACAACCACUUACCGAGAGGUGACUCUUUUGUCUCAAUCAUAUAAACUAAGGGUCUCUAAACUACGGUAAAAAACGGAUAAGCAUUAAGUAUAAAAACGUAAUAAGCAGGGGCUGCAUAGAAAUUUUGCCUCAUUACCGUUAUAAUUAUAUGCCAGGAGUUAAUAGACGUAGACGUAGAUUUUUUGAUUAUUAGCAAAUUUUUUAAACAAUUACACGCUUCAAAAACAAUAAUUUUUCAUAAAGGUGUUUUAUAGUUUUGUCAUUACAUGGAGCCACAUUUCUGACAAGUGAAAAGGAAACAAAUUUGAAAACAUGUGUAAUAUGGCGCGUGGAAAUAUGCCAACUCCAUAGAAAACCGUAUUUUUGUAUUCCAUACAGCUAUGUAUUACACCAUUUGGGUCUAUUUCAUAAACUGUUUUAAUUAUUCUCCAAAGCUAGGUGUCUCAUAGUUACGUUACGGGCUGUAAUUGAAAAGGUUAAAUAGCAUAAAUUUCGGAAAAAUGAUUGUGAGUACACAUAACGGUAACGGUUAUUGUGAAUUACAACAAUGCAUUUCCGUACGUUCUUAUUUGAAAAAAGGUACCCUUCACUGAAAUUGAAACACAAUUACAGAAAUAAGACAAAACAAGUGGCAAAAACACUAUAAUGAUGUUAAUAAUUGAAUCCCGCACCAUUGUGUAAAUAAACCCCUGCUAUAAAGAAUAUCCCUGGUCGACUACUAGUUGUAGUAUUGCUGCUGCAGCUCCCUCCCGUCCCCGUUAAACCGGUCAUGUGAUAUGUACUAUUUUCAUUGUAAAAAAAGAAAUAAAAUCGAAACAAUAGACGGAGGUAUUUUUUUUUGAAGCAUAAAAAAUAGUACUUUUUUAUUUUUCAGUUUUUCUUACCUUUUUCUUUGAUCAGUAAAAAAUAGUUAAAAAAUUAAACUACCUUGAUAGGAAUACAAAAAUUUGCUCUACCUCUUGUUUUUUUUCCUUAUUCUUCUCGUAAAGGGCUAGCCGC